AUGAGUGACCAAAUUAACGCUUUAUCAGUCCAGCAGCAGCAGCAGCAGCAGCAGCAGCAGCAGCAGCAACAAGUUUACAUGUCCCCUCAAGCAGAAAACUUGAAUCACAUGUACUCGCUAGUCAACAAACUAGUGAGACAGUUGAGGGAAAAUCAGGCAGAAAAGGCAAAGAUACUAAAGAAUGUGGAUGUGUUAUCUGAUAAUCUAAACAAGUAUGAAAAGUCAGAACAACCUAAUGAUACAACGAAUAAUAUUGCAUUAUUCAAUAGAUUUCUAGAACAAAGAGGAGGGAGCGCUAUUACUGAAGAAGAACAACUAAGCGAUGACCUUAAAGAAAAUAGGAAGGAUGAAGUCAUGAUAGAAGUGUUGAGGAGCCAAAAUUCGAAGCUCCGGGAAACUCUAGAGGCAUCAAAACAGACAGCCUUUGAAUCCAUUGAUUUACUAUACUAUUCCGAAGAUUCAUUAAACUAUGUUGUAGCACAGUUAAGGGAAAAUGUCUUGGUGUAUCACGAAGAGACGAUCAAGUCGAUAAGGCAGAAAUUUCAAAUGGAAACAAUUCCCUUGGAGGACGAAGAAUUCAAGAUGUACUUAGAAAAUGUCAAUGAUAUACAAAAAUUAACAGACAUUUCCCACACCUACAGGCUACUGCUGCGGUUACAUGCACUUAAAUGA
Saccharomyces kudriavzevii IFO 1802 is the source of this 672-nucleotide messenger RNA. RefSeq names its product Far7p (gene FAR7). The record is from RefSeq and is a predicted model, not a curated record. The transcript has a single exon. NCBI's taxonomy places the organism in Eukaryota, Fungi, Ascomycota, Saccharomycetes, Saccharomycetales, Saccharomycetaceae. Bases 1 to 672 code for a protein of 223 amino acids.